AUGGCGGUUGAGAUUGCGGGAUUCGAGAUGGUUCAAGGACCGAUUGAGAAUGGUGUUGAAGGAAACAAAUCUGCUGUGCAUGAACAGGAGAAUGGAAAGCUGGAACAAGAUGUGGGAGCUGGUGAGGCCAUCAAGUUUGGCUCACAUGGAGAUGAAUCUGCUAAAGGGGAAGCUACUGAUGAUGCUGAUUCCAAUACCCCGAAGAACGCCGCUGAAGAGUGGCCUGCACCUAAGCAGAUUCAUUCGUUCUAUUUUGUCAGGUGCAGGCCUUAUGAUGAUCCAUCCAUCAAAACUAAGAUUGAUCUGCUUGAUAAGGAUAUCAGCAAGAAAAACCAAGCUCGGUUUCAGAUCACUGAAGCACUGAAGGCAAAGCGGUCGGAACGAUCGGAGUUGAUUUCUCAGAUUAAGAUUCUAAGAGGUGACAGCAAGCAAUUUCAGAGUAUCUUUGAUGAGAAAAUGAAGGAGAUCGAGCCUCUGCAGCAGGCAUUGGGAAAGAUGCGUAAUAAUCGCAGUGGUAUAUGCUCAUCUGAGGAGGAACUUAACGAUGUCAUAUAUAGCUUACAGUACCGCAUUCAGCAUGAGAGCAUUCCAUUGACUGAGGAAAAGCAAAUCCUCCGAGAAAUCAAACAGCUCGAGGGGACAAGGGAGAAAGUUAUUGCUAACGCUGCAAUGAGGACCAAGUUACAGGAUACUAUUGGGCAGAAAGAUGCCAUCCAAGAUCAGGUUAAGCUUAUAGGUGGGGAUUUGGAUGGAGUAAAGAAGGAAAGACAAGCGAUUCGGUCCAAAAUCGCUAAAAUUGAUGAUGAGCUGAAAACCAUCGACACUGCUAUCCAGUCUCUGCAGGAAGAACUUGUUGGUGUUACUCAGAAGAGGGAACAGACUUUUGAGAGCAUUCAGAAGCUUAGGAAACAGCGCGAUGAGGGGAAUUCCUAUUUCUACCAAAGUCGUACUCUCCUGACCAAGGCACGAGAUCUGGCUGCUAAGAAAGAUGUUGCUGCUCUUGAUGAACUUUCCCAGACAGAGGUUGAGAAGUUCAUGUCACUUUGGAAUGGUGGCAAAGCUUUUAGGGAUGAUUACGAGAAAAGAAUCUUGUCAUCAUUGGACAUGCGACUGCUGAGUAGGGACGGGCGCAUGAGGAACCCUGACGAGAAGCCACUGCUGGAAGAACCAAAGCCUGCUGUGGCCGAGCCAUUACCAAAAGCCGUCGCGAAACAGCCUAAGGAGGAGCCUAAGCCUUCUCCGGAAGAAACUUUGGCUACUCAGAAAGAAACCAAAACCAAAGGCAGGGAUUUGAAAACUAAGUCGGAUAAUGAUGAUUAUGAAUUCGAGAAUCCUCAUAAGGAGGCCCCUGCUGCAAAAGAGCCUUUAAUCGAUCCAGCGAAGGCGAAAGAGCUGAAAAGAGAAGAGGAAAUUGCGAAAGCAAAGCUGGCUGCGGAAAGGAAGAAGAAAUUGGCAGAGAAAGCUGCAGCCAAAGCAGCUCUCAAAGCUCAAAAGGAAGCUGAGAAGAAGCUCAAGGACCGGGAGAAGAAGGCAAAGAAGAAAUCAGGAGCUGUUGCCACUCAGGAGGAACAGGAAGCUGCAGAGGUCGAGGCAACCGAACCAGAAAAGGUUAACGAUGUUGUUGAGGCCCCGGCUCCAGUGAAGGAAAAGGCGACAAAGGAGAGCGUUAUCAGGUCCAGAAGCCGAGCAAAAGGGCCGGAGUCGAUUCCAAAAGCUAUUCUGAAGCGCAAGAAGUCCAACAACUACUUGAUAUGGAUCGCCGUUGCUGCUUUGUUAGUCGUUCUGCUGUUGGUGCUCGGAUACACCUUUGUUCUCUAA
Lathyrus sativus (Indian pea) is the source of this 1818-nucleotide messenger RNA. The record is from the annotation of a GenBank genome assembly. NCBI's taxonomy places the organism in Eukaryota, Viridiplantae, Streptophyta, Magnoliopsida, Fabales, Fabaceae.